AUGAAAGUCGCUGUCAUAGGCGGCGGGCCAGGCGGCCUUGCGACACUCAAGUUUCUGGCAACUGCGCAUGAAUACUUUCACAUUGACCAUAUCGAAGUUCGACUGUUUGAGUCUAACAAGUGCAUCGGAGGCACCUUUGUCAAGAGGGUGUACGAAGAUGCAGAGCUUGUCUCGUCCAAGUACCUGACGGCCUUCUCCGACUUUCGGCUGCCCCUCGACGCCCCCGAUUUUGUCACACCCGAGCUCUACGUCAAGUAUCUCCGCGACUACACAAAGGCAUUCAAGGUCGACGGGCUCAUCGAGUGCGACUCCACGGUCCGGCUGGUUAGGCGAGGGACCCAUGGGGUCGGACAUGUGCUUGACGUCAAGAGGGCCAGUGGCGAGGAAUUCUCGUGGGAGUGCGACGCCGUUGCCGUGUGCACCGGGAACCACGAGAACCCUCUCGUGCCCGAGAUCCCAGGCAUCGAACGGGUCCCCUCGGUCAUGCACUCGUCCAUGUUCAAGACGCGCGCGCAGUUCGGCAAGGACACGCACGUUGUCGUGUGCGGCGCCGGGGAGACGGGCAUGGACAUUGCGCACCUCGCCGUCACGGCCCCGACUGCCUCGGUGACGUUGUGCCAUCGCGACGGCUUUUUCUGUGCGCCCAAGAUCAUCUCGACGCCGCUGCGAGCGGGACAGAAGCUGCCGAGUCGGCCUAACAAACCGGUGGACACGUCUGUGGCGAGCCUGUUCGACACCGCAUACGCCCACCCGCUCCUUCAGAGGAGUCAGCUGCUCUGGUUCGCGUAUGAUCAGUGGGUGAAGAAGAUGCACUUGCUCAUCUCCGGUACGGAGGAGGGCCCUGACCAGUGGGUGGGCCAGAUCAGCAAAGAACGUCGCAAUCUCGACUCCAUCUUCCUUUGCAAGUCGGCUCGUGCCCUGCCGUACAUCUCCGAAGGCCACCGUUCGCAGACCUGGUGGAAUAAGUUGCGCGAGUCCAUCAUCAACGUUGAGCUUAAGGACACGCAGGGGCGCAUGAUUGAAGUUGCCAACUGGCCCACCGUGAUCGAUGAGGAUGGUUACAUGACAUUGUCCAUCGAAGGGUUGGGUGAAACGCAGCGGCGCUUCAAGCCAGAUGUCAUGGUCAUGGCCACUGGGUACAAGACCGAUUUCUGGUUUCUCGACAAAGGGUAUCCUGUGGUAGAAGAAGCCAAUGUGCGAUGCGUAUACAAGGAGGAUGACGUGACGGUAGGCUUCAUCGGCUUCGUCCGGCCAUCGAUCGGAGCCAUGCCUCCCCUGGCCGAGUUGCAGGCCCAGUUUUGGGUCCUCCGCCUUCUUCAGAACCGCUUCCCGGCGGAGGUGCCGCGAACGCAGAGCGCCGACUCGGUCCCAGCGUACGAGGUCAGCUACAAGCUGAACCCGCGCGCCGAUUACGACUUCUUCAAGUCGAAGAGGGGUGUCGACCACGAGGCGUACGCCUACCAGCUCGCCCUCGACAUGGGUGCCGCGCCGACCAUCUCGUACAUCAUGAGUAAGGGCUGGAAGCUGUCCUUCACUUGGGCCAUGGGGUCCAACUUCAACCCCAAGUUUCGCCUCGUCGGCCCGUGGAAGUGGGAGGCUGGCGCCGAGAAGAUUAUGCGCGGCGAACUGUACGAUGUUGUCAAGCGAUCAGGAGGCGGUGUCUAUCUCUUGACCUAUACCAUAAUCCCCUUCAUUUUCUUUGGCCUCAUUAGCAUCCUGCUGUACGUAUUCUCUGGUGUCGUGGACCUCCUUGGCGAAGCGUGCGGGGCGUACACGGGGAAGCUGGAGCAUAGUGAAAAGAAGCGGAAGGAAUGA
Messenger RNA from Purpureocillium takamizusanense, 1815 nucleotides. RefSeq names its product Flavin-containing monooxygenase. Lineage: Eukaryota; Fungi; Ascomycota; Sordariomycetes; Hypocreales; Ophiocordycipitaceae. Gene Ontology annotation, molecular function: N,N-dimethylaniline monooxygenase activity; flavin adenine dinucleotide binding; NADP binding. Bases 1 to 1815 code for a protein of 604 amino acids. The transcript is spliced from 5 exons. The record is from RefSeq and is a predicted model, not a curated record.